This is a messenger RNA of Acanthochromis polyacanthus (spiny chromis), 4389 nucleotides long. RefSeq names its product histidine-rich glycoprotein-like. The coding region runs from base 1 to 4296 and encodes 1431 amino acids. NCBI's taxonomy places the organism in Eukaryota, Metazoa, Chordata, Actinopteri, Pomacentridae. The record is from RefSeq and is a predicted model, not a curated record. The transcript has 3 exons.
AUGAAGCAUUAUCAGGUAGAGGAACAUCAUCAGGUAGAGGAACAUCAUCAGGUAGAAGAACAUCAGGUAGAGGAACAUCAUCAGGUAGAGGAACAUCAUCAGGUAGAGGAACAUCAUCAGGUAGAAGAACAUCAUCAGGUAGAAGAACAUCAGGUAGAGGUACAUCAUCAUGUAGAGGAACAUCAUCAUGUAGAGAAACAUCAGGUAGAGGAACAUCAUCAGGCAGAAGAACAUCAUCAGGUAGAAGAACAUCAUCAGGUAGAAGAACAUCAUCAGGUAGAGGAACAUCAUCAGGUAGAAGAACAUCAUCAGGUAGAAGAACAUCAUCAUGUAGAGGAACAUCAUCAUGUAGAGGAACAUCAUCAUGUAGAGGAACAUCAUCAUGUAGAGGAACAUCAUCAGGUAGAGGAACAUCAUCAGGUAGAGGAACAUCAUCAGGCAGAAGAACAUCAUCAGGCAGAGGAACAUCAUCAGGUAGAAGAACAUCAUCAGGUAGAGGAACAUCAUCAUCUAGAGGAACAUCAUCUAGAGGAACAUCAUCAUGUAGAGGAACAUCAUCAUCUAGAGGAACAUCAUCAGGCAGAAGAACAUCAUCAGGUAGAAGAACAUCAGGUAGAAGAACAUCAUCAUCUAGAGGAACACCAUCAUGUAGAGGAACAUCAUCAGGUAGAAGAACAUCAUCAGGUAGAAGAACAUCAGGUAGAAGAACAUCAUCAUCUAGAGGAACACCAUCAGGCAGAGGAACAUCAUCAGGCAGAGGAACAUCAUCAGGCAGAGGAACAUCAUCAUGUAGAGGAACAUCAUCAUGUAGAGGAACAUCAUCAUGUAGAGGAACAUCAUCAGGUCGAAGAACAUCAUCCGGUUGAGGAACAUCAUCAGGUCGAAGAACAUCAUCCGGUAGAGGAACAUCAUCAGGUAGAGGAACAUCAUCAGGUAGAAGAACAUCAUCAUGUAGACGAACAUCAUCAGGUAGAGGAACAUCAUCCGGUAGAGGAACAUCAUCAGGUAGAGGAACAUCAUCAGGUAGAGGAACAUCAUCAUGUAGAAGAACAUCAUCAGGUAGAGGAACAUCAUCAGGUAGAGGAACAUCAUCAGGUAGAGGAACAUCAUCAGGUAGAGGAACAUCAUCAUGUAGAGGAACAUCAUCAGGUAGAAGAACAUCAUCAGGUAGAGGAACAUCAUCAUGUAGAAGAACAUCAUCAGGUAGAGGAACAUCAUCAGGUAGAGGAACAUCAUCAGGUAGAGGAACAUCAUCCGGUAGAGGAACAUCAUCAGGUAGAGGAACAUCAUCAGGUAGAGGAACAUCAUCCGGUAGAGGAACAUCAUCCGGUAGAGGAACAUCAUCAGGUAGAGGAACAUCAUCAUGUAGAGGAACAUCAUCAUGUAGAGGAACAUCAUCAUGUAGAGGAACAUCAUCAUGUAGAGGAACAUCAUCAGGUAGAAGAACAUCAUCAUGUAGAGGAACAUCAUCAUGUAGAGGAACAUCAUCAGGUAGAGGAACAUCAUCAGGUAGAGGAACAUCAUCCGGUAGAGGAACAUCAUCAUGUAGAGGAACAUCAUCAUGUAGAGGAACAUCAUCAGGUAGAAGAACAUCAUCAGGUAGAGGAACAUCAUCCGGUAGAAGAACAUCAUCAGGUAGAGGAACAUCAUCAUCUAGAGGAACAUCAUCAGGUAGAGGAACAUCAUCAGGUAGAGGAACAUCAUCAUGUAGAGGAACAUCAUCAUGUAGAGGAACAUCAUCAGGUAGAGGAACAUCAUCAGGUCGAGGAACAUCAUCCGGUAGAGGAACAUCAUCAGGUAGAGGAACAUCAUCAUGUAGAAGAACAUCAUCAGGUAGAAGAACAUCAUCAGGUAGAGGAACAUCAUCAUGUAGAGGAACAUCAUGUAGAACAACAUCAUCAGGUAGAGGAACAUCAUCAUGUAGAGGAACAUCAUGUAGAACAACAUCAUCAUGUAGAGGAACAUCAUCAGGUAGAGGAACAUCAUCAGGUAGAAGAACAUCAUCAGGCAGAGGAACAUCAUCAGGUAGAAGAACAUCAUCAUGUAGAGGAACAUCAUCAGGUAGAGGAACAUCAUCAUGUAGAGGAACAUCAUCAUGUAGAGGAACAUCAUCAUGUAGAGGAACAUCAUCAGGCAGAGGAACAUCAUCAGGUAGAAGAACAUCAUCAUGUAGAGGAACAUCAUCAGGUAGAGGAACAUCAUCAGGUAGAGGAACAUCAUCAUGUAGAGGAACAUCAUCAGGUAGAGGAACAUCAUCAGGUAGAAGAACAUCAUCAUGUAGAGGAACAUCAUCAGGCAGAGGAACAUCAUCAUGUAGAGGAACAUCAUCAUGUAGAGGAACAUCAUCAGGCAGAGGAACAUCAUCAGGUCGAAGAACAUCAUCCGGUUGAGGAACAUCAUCAGGUCGAAGAACAUCAUCCGGUAGAGGAACAUCAUCAGGUAGAAGAACAUCAUCAUGUAGAGGAACAUCAUCAGGUAGAGGAACAUCAUCAGGUAGAAGAACAUCAUCAGGCAGAAGAACAUCAUCAGGCAGAAGAACAUCAUCAGGUAGAGGAACAUCAUCAGGUCGAAGAACAUCAUCCGGUAGAGGAACAUCAUCAGGUAGAAGAACAUCAUCAUGUAGAGGAACAUCAUCAUGUAGAGGAACAUCAUCAUGUAGAGGAACAUCAUCAGGUAGAAGAACAUCAUCAUGUAGAGGAACAUCAUCAUCUAGAGGAACAUCAUGUAGAGGAACAUCAUCAUGUAGAGGAACAUCAUCAUGCAGAGGAACAUCAUCCGGUAGAAGAACAUCAUCAGGUAGAGGAACAUCAUCCGGUAGAAGAACAUCAUCAGGUAGAGGAACAUCAUCAUGUAGAGGAACAUCAUCAUGUAGAGGAACAUCAUCAGGCAGAGGAACAUCAUCAGGUAGAAGAACAUCAUCAGGUAGAGGAACAUCAUCAUGUAGAGGAACAUCAUCAUGCAGAGGAACAUCAUCAGGUAGAGGAACAUCAUCAUGUAGAGGAACAUCAUCAUGUAGAGGAACAUCAUCCGGUAGAAGAACAUCAUCAGGUAGAGGAACAUCAUCAGGUAGAAGAACAUCAUCAUCUAGAGGAACAUCAUCAUGUAGAGGAACAUCAUCAUGUAGAGGAACAUCAUCAGGCAGAAGAACAUCAUCAGGUAGAGGAACAUCAUCCGGUAGAAGAACAUCAUCAGGUAGAGGAACAUCAUCAUCUAGAGGAACAUCAUCAGGUAGAGGAACAUCAUCAGGUAGAGGAACAUCAUCCGGUAGAGGAACAUCAUCAGGUAGAGGAACAUCAUCAGGUCGAGGAACAUCAUCAUGUAGAGGAACAUCAUCAGGUAGAAGAACAUCAUCAGGUAGAGGAACAUCAUCAUGUAGAGGAACAUCAUCAGGUAGAGGAACAUCAUCAUGUAGAGGAACAUCAUCAGGUAGAGGAACAUCAUCAGGUAGAGGAACAUCAUCAGGUAGAGGAACAUCAUCCGGUAGAGGAACAUCAUCAUGUAGAGGAACAUCAUCAGGUAGAGGAACAUCAUCCGGUAGAGGAACAUCAUCAGGUAGAGGAACAUCAUCAGGUAGAGGAACAUCAUCAUGUAGAGGAACAUCAUCAUGUAGAGGAACAUCAUCAGGUAGAAGAACAUCAUCAGGUAGAGGAACAUCAUCAGGUAGAGGAACAUCAUCAUGUAGAGGAACAUCAUCCGGUAGAGGAACAUCAUCAGGUAGAAGAACAUCAUCAGGUAGAGGAACAUCAUCAGGUAGAAGAACAUCAUCAGGUAGAGGAACAUCAUCAGGUAGAGGAACAUCAUCAGGUAGAGGAACAUCAUCAGGUAGAAGAACAUCAUCCGGUAGAGGAACAUCAUCCGGUAGAAGAACAUCAUCAGGUAGAGGAACAUCAUCAUCUAGAGGAACAUCAUCAGGUAGAGGAACAUCAUCCGGUAGAGGAACAUCAUCAGGUAGAGGAACAUCAUCAUGUAGAGGAACAUCAUCAGGUAGAAGAACAUCAUCAGGUAGAAGAACAUCAUCAUGUAGAGGAACAUCAUCAUGUAGAAGAACAUCAUCAGGUAGAAGAACAUCAUCAGGUAGAGGAACAUCAUCAUGUAGAGGAACAUCAUGUAGAACAACAUCAUCAGGUAGAGGAACAUCAUCAUGUAGAAGAACAUCAUCAGGUAGAAGAACAUCAUCAGGUAGAGGAACAUCUCCACAGAUUUCACCAGCUGAUCUCCUGCUGUGGAGGUUUGACUGGAAAACCACCUGAGAGUCACAAAGGCAGGUCACCUGAAGAGACUCAGCUGAAUGUGUGAAGCAGCAGAACUCUGACUCGGUUCUUUAACUGGUUCUUUAACUUUCAGCUCACUCCAGACUCAUGUUCAGAGAGACGGUGACCAUCGAGGAUG